UGUAUGUAUGUAUGUAUGUGCCGUUUGGAGUAUAUAGUGUGUGUAGUAUGGCAAAGAAGCUACAUUAUACAUUUAAUAUGUAUGUAUGUAUGUAUGUAUGUACAUACUUACUAAGCAAGUAGAUUUUUGUAAGUUUAUAUUAUUUGUAGGAGUGCUCGGAGCGGGCAAUGGGCCGUUUGAGAAGCUAUAACACAUUUUUAUGUUGCAGAAUUUUUACUUUUUCCUCCUUGCACAAGUAUAGAAUGCAUAAGCAUUCAUACACGUAUCAAAUAAUGUGCAUACACAUAAGAGAUAUAUAUUUAUGUACAUAUGUAGGUGUUUCAUUCUACAAGUGUAACACUAGCAUAGUAAAUACAUAUGUGUGCGUAUGUACGUUGAUUAAAUAGUUGCCUUUGCUGACCUUUAUUUGUCACAAUUUAAUGUAUUCGGCGGACAACAAGCUUGAAUAUAUUUGUAUAUAUGUAUAUAUAUAUAUAUAUUUAUAUACUUAAAUACAGUAUACAUUUGAAAGUAUGUAUUGUUGUAUAUGUACAAAUUAUUGCUCAAUGUCGACAUAGUAUGUGGUAUAUAUGUACGUAUAUAUUUGCUUAUAUGCACGCAUAUACAUAUGUAUUUAUGUAUGUAGGGUACUUAAUGCUGCUUAAAAUAAUGAGAUGCAAAAUAAUAACAUUAUGAUUAAUGUAAACUGUUCUCUUUUUGAUGAAAUUACACUUAAAAUUACAACGAUAUGAACAGAAUUUCGUUGAAAUCAAUUACAGCGAAUCAUUAAGGGUAUUCACUUUUCCAGCCAUGCAAGCCCAGAACAAACAACACAUACAUCUAAAUACAAGAAACAUGUGAUUCAAGAAAAAAAUAUUAUAUGUCAAAACCUACAUACAUACAUAUGUACAUAAAUUUAUUUCUUAUAGAUCACAAUAAGAAGCCGAGCGAGUUGUUAGUGUUUGAGCAGAAUUUAUCACAUUCGUACAAUGGGGUUGCCAUCGGGCUUUAAAAACUUUUCUUCGGAAACUUUUGCAUAUAUUAGAAAUUUAACAUGCCACUUUUUCAUUUUCUAGAUAUUUUUUUCGCUCCAGAAAGCAACAAAGAAGUACUAUUAAUGACCAACAGUUCAAAACUCGAUAUAGAGCGAUCCGGAGCAAUUAGACAAAGAGUAGACUAAUGUGAAAUGAUUUACUUUAAAACAUGGGAGUAGUAGGAUGAGAGAAAUAGGCCGUCGUGGAAUUCAAGCUGUUCGACAACGGUCUAAAGUUGGAUAUAUCCAGCUACUCCCAUAUGAACAUUCGCAUGAGCACAAAGGGCAAGCGUCCAUUGCGAAGCUUGACCCCGAGUGAUAAAAUUCAUGCCAUUCAGCGAAUACACGAUGGAGAAUCCAAGGCAUCGGUGGCCCGUGAUAUUGGAGUGCCCGAAUCUACUUUACGUGGUUGGUGCAAAAAUGAGGAUAAGCUGCGCUUCAUGUCACGUCAAACUGACAAAAUUACAGCUGAUUCAUUGGCUGAAAAACUGGGAGGAUCAGCUGCUUUGCUGGGAACGCCCCCAGAAAAACGUCAAAAACUAGAUGGUACAUCCCUACAAUUCAAUUAUUCCAACAAGAUCAAAUACGAUGAUAUGCUGUACAAACGAACUCCCCUUAAUGGCCUGGACUAUAGUUCAAACAAAAAUUUGCAAGAAAUUGGUUUCAAUGGACUGCCCUCGGAUUAUAUUGCUUUCAGUGGGGCUGUGAAGAACAAGGUCUUCGGUGCUGAUAUAUCUCGCCAAACAGAUCCAGCAAUCGCUGCAAUAAGUCCCCUUACUAGUUUAUCACAUAUUUCGGGACUCUCUGGUUUAGCUCAAUCCCCAUUAGCAAUUAGUUUCAAUGAACUUACAUCAAAUUUAAAUUUAUUAGCACAAUUAAAUCCUGGAUUAGCAGCAAUGUCUGGACUAAACGGUUUGACGGCCACGGCUAGCACUUUACGUAAUGUAAAAACAAAACCACAGCCACAAUUACAAAGUCCACGAAGUGAGUGCGGAGAUCGACAGCAGGGACUGUCUGUUAAAAAUUGGGCGAAACAAAAGUCACCUCCACCCGGGGAUCCUAAUUAUGGACUUAACUUAUGUCAGAGUGAUGAUAAUAAAAAUAAAAUCAAAUGUCCUAGUCCAUCACUUGCGCCAUCUCUCGGCAAUAGUAUACCCACGCUCACAACCAUAUCUGAGGACCCCCUACUAUAUUGGCUGAAAUCACAGCAGGCAAUGUUAGGAUUGAAUAACCUCUAUCCAGCAACAAUAGGGGAGUCUAGUCCUCCGUUGCGCUCAUCAACACCGCAACAAUCAGCAAAACAUAUCAACGCGCCCCUUAAUGCUCCCGGAGCGAUGGCAUCAUCUUCGACAUCUUCCGUUAAUUUAGACGACAAGAACUCUGCAUGGUUUAAUUGGUGCAAGGCAUUAGGCGCUAGCCUUAAUUCAUUAGCACCAGCAGCUGCAGCCGCAGCUCUACAUGGUGUACCCACACCGCCACAUAAUCCAUCGUCUUCUAAUGCGUCUACUUCCACGAAUGUUGAAGCGGCCACCUCGUGUUCCAAUUUGUCAGCUCAGAAAUCGAAUUUGGAAAAUAUUCUAUUUACUCAGCUAACUAAAAGUGUGGGUAGUUCGUCGUUGGAAAGUGCAGGCAUGGUUGAAAACACGAAUCACGAUGAUAUUGAAAAUCUGAACUCUAUAAACAAACCUGAGGAUCUAUCAGCCAGAACGAUGAGAAUCAAUUCUGCGCCCGCAUCACCCACACCAAACCCACCGGCACUGAGCACAUCACCAAACUCAAAUAUGGAAGAAUGCUUAGUGCCAACGCCAGAACAUAGCCCAAAUGAGCAUUCCGUAGCUGAUGCUCCCAACUCUCCCUACUAUGAUGAAGCUGAGGAAGACGGAGUUACUAGUAUUUCGGAUUGCAAGGAUGUUUUAGAUAAUUUAUUAUAUAAAAUCAACAAUAAUCCUUCCGUUGCAUCUCUAAGUAAGGCAACAACACCAACAACGGCUGACGAACCGGACGGCGAUGGUGGUAUUAGUGAAUCGAAUAUCAGCUACGCAAGCGACAAUAAUCGUGAUGACAAUGUCAACAACAACAAUCAUUCGAAUAAGACAGAUGAAGAAGAGCGUCUGAAAUUUUCUGGAAUUAAUAAAGAGGACGAAGACUCCAAAGCCAUAAAACAUGGUGAAGAAUUUCUUAAUUGGUUAGAAAAAUGUAGCAAUCCUCGCGUUACCGCAACACACUUAAUGCAAUUGAGAUUUCUUAUAUCCGCUUUGAAAUCAAGUUGUGAUAGUAAAGAUGAAAACUACGUAGAUAAAGUUAGAUUAGGCGAUACUGAAAAUAGCACUGGAAAUAUUUUAAAUAAUUUGGAAGACAAUAAUCAUAUUAAUAAAGGUCGCCGCCGCAAAUAGGGGCAACCGAAAUUGGCAACAACCGAGACAAAAACUAGUAAUUCUAACCAAAAUGGAAUGCUUUUGCGUGAAACGACGCAGCUCUGACAAGGAGACAUUGAAGAAUAAUAAAUUCCAAAGUCCUCAAAUGGAUAAUGUGAUUUUAACAAUUAGCUGAAUUCUUUCCAAAAAUAUAUAUAUGAACAUAUAUAUUUAUUCGAAGAAGAUGUCAAAGCCGUGGUAAUGUACGUGUAUGUAUGGCAAUGGUGGGAAAUACUCAUAUGAAAUAGAUACCAAAAGCAUAAUGCAUAUUUUAUUGUAGCAUCAAAAAAUAUGUUAAUUACAGUAUUAUACUGUAACUGUAGCCGCUAAUUUCUUCCUAAAAAUUUGUGUACAUAUGUUUAAGUUAAAAAAUUAUGUACUUGUGAAUUACGUAAUUACGUAAUUACGUACGUAUUCAUUGACUAUAUGGGAAUUGCAUUUAAUUUGAUUAUUUAGCCUUUGUAAGAAUAUUAGAAUAUUUAACAUCAAAAGUAAAUGUAAGAUUAGACUUUGAUAUUGAAAUAAAAAAAAUAGAGCUCUUCUGUGAGUAUGUGGACUAAA
Ceratitis capitata (Mediterranean fruit fly) is the source of this 3987-nucleotide messenger RNA. Its product is annotated as protein distal antenna. The transcript is spliced from 2 exons. Gene Ontology annotation, molecular function: DNA binding. The record is from RefSeq and is a predicted model, not a curated record. Lineage: Eukaryota; Metazoa; Arthropoda; Insecta; Diptera; Tephritidae. The coding region runs from base 1273 to 3405 and encodes 710 amino acids.